This is a messenger RNA of Puccinia graminis f. sp. tritici CRL 75-36-700-3, 558 nucleotides long. RefSeq lists its product as uncharacterized. Gene Ontology annotation, cellular component: nucleus; cytoplasm. NCBI's taxonomy places the organism in Eukaryota, Fungi, Basidiomycota, Pucciniomycetes, Pucciniales, Pucciniaceae. The coding region runs from base 1 to 558 and encodes 185 amino acids. The transcript has 7 exons. Gene Ontology annotation, molecular function: protein tyrosine phosphatase activity. The record is from RefSeq and is a predicted model, not a curated record.
AUGCGCCCGCCGCAGCGGGAGACUUGCGAUAAGCCUUCGCAACCAUCCCCACACCGAGUGACGUUCAGCAGAUUGCUCCAUAAACCCAACCAUUCUCGACGCGCAUCGCAAGCAUGGGACUUUAUCAGCUUCGCCCCGCCUCGGGUAAUCGCCAACCGGAUCAAGACUGGUCGUCUCAACAAGGACUGGGCAGUGGUCGACGUCAGAGACUCGGAUUUUAUCGGCGGUCACAUCCCAGGAUGUCACCACAUACCUUCUGAAAAUUUCCACGAGAAAUGUAAAGCGCUGAUCGAUGAGCUGAAAGACGUGAAAUGUGUGAUCUUCCAUUGUGCUCUCUCUCAGCAACGAGGACCGACGGCUGCCAAAUUAUAUGCGCAUCGGAGGGAAGACAAUCUGGUUUCGGGUUCGUUGAAGUCGUUGCUUCCAUUUGGGACAGAAGCUCAGGCUCGAGGGGAGGCACAAGAAGUGAUGAUAGUCCAGGGUGGAUUUAAAGAAUGGGCCGAAGAAUUCAAGGAUGAUCCGGCGCUCGUCGAAGGUUAUAAUCCGGCCCUGUGGUGA